Molecule: messenger RNA, 6959 nt
Organism: Siniperca chuatsi (mandarin fish)
Lineage: Eukaryota; Metazoa; Chordata; Actinopteri; Centrarchiformes; Sinipercidae
Gene: gfra2b
Product: GDNF family receptor alpha 2b
Exons: 10
Coding region: 691-2154 (487 amino acids)
Biological process (GO): nervous system development
Cellular component (GO): external side of plasma membrane; signaling receptor complex
Molecular function (GO): signaling receptor activity
Source: RefSeq, a predicted model, not a curated record
UCGCACGCGCUAGGUUGGCUUAAGGAGACACGAGCGGACGCAUAUUACAGGAAGACGCGCGUGCCAUUACGCAUCAGGCUGCUCCGGUGUGGAGGACAUCGAUUUAACGAGCCCACACAGGCAUAUUGUUAUUAUUAUUAUUAUUAUUAUUAUUAUUAUUAUUAUUAUUAAUGUGAGCGGACAGAACCGGAGAAGGGGAGAGCGGAAGCGGCGGUGUGACGUCCUCCGUUUCUGAGUCCAAACUACGGGCACCGUCACACACCCACCACCGGGGAAAGUUGGAGUAACGCGGGCGGACGGUGAGAGCGGGAGCAGCUGGAUGAUUAACGCGCAGCAACCAGCAAAACAACAGCAAGGAAAAGUGUUUCUUUCGCCGUUCGUGGACCGACUUCUCCGGAUAAACCGUGGAUACUCCGACACGCGCUGCUUCACCGGAAUAUGCGGGGCUUAACGGACUGUGGGAACACUUCUCCCUCUGUGCUGGUCUGAGUCCACCGAGGGGGUCCAGGCUCCCCGUUAAGACGGUCCCCAGGGGUAUUUGCUCGCUCCACCAUGUCGGCGGCAGUUUUACGGGUUUCCAGCAUAGAAAGAGAGAGAGCGCGUGAGUGAGAGACACCGGGAGAGAGGGAGACAGAGACGGGGGUGAACCGGACCGGACAGCGCGGGAGACCGAGCCUGUAUUCCGUCUUCAUGACUUGUGGGAUUACUCCUGGACGCGACAUGUUCCUGAUUAAUGUCAUCACUUUGGUGUUUGUGUUGGAUGUGUGUGUGUGUGAUUCAGAGCUGGGCCCCCCCGGGUGGAGGGAACCUCUGGACUGCGUCCGAGCCUCUGAGCUGUGCAACCAGAACGGCCAGUGCAGCUCACGUUACCGGAUCAUGCGUCAGUGCCUCUCUGGCGGGGACAAGGAGCGCAGCGCCAUGCUGGCCUCCAAGGAGUGCCAGGGGGCGCUGGAGGUGCUGCAGGACUCGCCGCUGUACGACUGCCGCUGCAAGAGAGGCAUGAAGAAGGAGCUGCAGUGUCUGCAGAACUACUGGAGCAUCCACAUGGGUCUGACUGAGGGAGAAGAGUUUUACGAGACGUCUCCCUAUGAGCCGAUCCAUUUCUCAGAGGAAUUUCGACAUGCCUCUAUCAUCUCAGAUUCAUCGUUGUCGAAGAUGAGCCCCUGCUCCGAAGCGGGGAAACCCUGUAACCCCUGUCUGGACGCAGCGAAGGCUUGUAACCUCAAUGAGACGUGUAAACGCCUACGAUCUGCCUACAACUCCAUCUGCAGCAAGGCCACGCCCCCUCAGCCCUCUCUGGCCAAUCAGGAGCCGUGCAGCCGGAAAAGAUGUCAGAAAGCCCUGCGUCAGUUCUUCGAGCGGGUAUCAUGGGAGUUGAGCUACCCUCUGCUGUUUUGCUCGUGCCCGGAUCAGGCGUGCGCCGAGCGCCGGCGCCGCACCAUCGUUCCCUCCUGCUCCCACCAGGAGAGGCACAGACCCACCUGCCUGGAGCUCAGACGCACCUGCCGCUCCGACGCUCUCUGCAGGUCUCGGCUCGCCGAUUUCCACAUGAACUGCCAAAUGACGUCUCACACUGUCACCAGCUGCCCCCACGAUAACUACCACGGCUGCCUCAUGUCCUACGUCGGCCUCAUCGGCUCAGAUGUAACGCCUAACUACAGCGACAGCAGUCCUUCCAACAUCACCAUCAGCCUGUGGUGCACCUGCAGGGGCACUGGCAAUCAGGAGCCAGAGUGUGACGCUUUCCACCGGGACUUCACACACAACACCUGCCUCAAAAACGCCAUCCAGUCGUUUGGUUACGGCUCCGAGGGAGGGACUCUUCUUGUAACCGAGCAGUCAUCCACCUUCUUACCCCCCGCCCAGCCGCCAAUCAUCUCCAAACCCGCUCCCUCUCUACACAGCAAUGCAAUCAAACCCAUGGACAGUGCUUGUAUGUUUUCCACAUGUGCCAACCUGCAGGAUGGAGGCCAAAAGUGCAUCCCCUCUGAUGAGUUUGAGUGCGAGGAGGCUCUGUUGGCCCAGGGGUCAAUAGACUCUCAGGACUCUGCAGGGCCCAAGAGCAGCAGCCGGCAAUCAGCUCCACUCCUCCACCACUUCUCUGUGACUGUGUGUGUGUCCGUCCUGCCGACGUUUCUACUCUUUGUCUCAUAAACACGAACUCACACACACACGCCGUACACACACCCACACACUCACAUACACACACAUAAUUGGCAAGACCCAGAGAAAGUCAUGUGACCCGACGCCCUUCGCUACGGGGAAAUGUCAACCAACAGACAUCCAAACAUCAACACCGGCCUUUUGAGGAGGGAAACUGUUCUGGAGGACUUUCAGAUUAGCCGUCUCUCUCCACCACACACACACGCACACACACACACACACACAUACACACACACACACACACUAUGAAGGAGAAGAAACUGGACUGUGUAUUUUGUGAGAGAGAGGGCGAGAAACAACAAAGGCAGAGAGACUCUUGGGAUUUUGGAUCACAGUGACUUCAUUUCCAAUGCUCCGUGUCUGGAGGGUUUGUGUGCUUUUUGUGCAGCCCGUCUCUGACUCACUCCCUCCAGCUUUUUUGGAUCUGAGACAGCUGGGCUGAAAACACAGGAACACACACACACACACACACACACACACACACUCGGACAACAAGUCUUAAAAUCGUCAGCGUGAGAGAGAUGACCGGCUUUCUAGGCUGGACAGAUGGGACAGCUCCUUCCACGGUGUUUGUCAGCUCAAUUUAUCACUCCCCUGGACCUCUCUUGUGGCAAGAAAUCUAUACCGCAUACAUACAAAGCACACACACACACACACACACACACACACACACACACACACACACACACACACACACACACUGUCGCCCUCCCCUUAGACCUCAUAAGCUGGCAAACAGGGUCCCCACACGGACACAAACACUCAUGCUGUACACCAGUGUGCUUUUUGCGGGUCUUUAUCUUAAUUUUGUUGUCGACAUUCUGUACAAACUUCAUUUAAUGUGGAAUAUGAAAAACAUCCAUCCAAUGGAGUGUAUAUUUCACAUACUGUACGUGUAUAGUAGUGUGAGUGCAAAGUGUGUGUGUCUUUCUUUACGUGAGUGUGUUUGUUGGGGAGUGUGUGUGUGUGUUUCUGCGUUGGCUGUGUGUGGAUGCUCAAUGUGUAUGGCAGCAAAGACAGGCUGUAAGGUUUCAAAUCUUAUAAGCAACUGAAUAUUGUAUCACUACUGAAUACUUACUGUUGACAUUUAAAUACCACUUAAUUGAUGACUUUGAAAUAUUUACUUUCGAGGGUCAUUUUUAAGUGGUGAACAUUCAAAAACCGGAGUUUAUAGAGCAACUUACAGGUUAAAUGUCUUAGCGAAUGUUUUUAGAUGUGAAAGACACCAAAAAGAGCUUUAAACCCCCAAAUAAUUCCCAUUCAGGAGAGGGGCCCCCUUCAGUCUUCUGUAUGAGCUCUUUUUAAAUCUAACAGAGAACAUUAUUUAAAAAAUAAACGGUUAUAUGAACAGAUGUAACAGCUUUUACAGUUUUGUUUUUUUUAUCACAGAGCGAUGGCCGCUUUGAAGAGGAAAAACAGGUUUCAAUCUAAGUGCAAUGAACUGAAAUGCCAUUUGGUUUUGUCGGUUAUCAGUUAUUGCGUAUCAAGACGAGUCGACUGAACUCAAUCUCGAUCAUACUCAGAUGAGACGAGGGACAGAUUAACUGGAAUAUAGCCUAACUUUUUGUCGGGUGAAAUCACCCAAAUGGUGCAACAAAAAAAAAUAGCCCAAAACUAUUUUUAAUUGCCCAAUUAGAUAAUGGUAGCCCAGGUGAGAGGAACAUGACCGAAUGUCUCUUAUCUCCUCUUUGUCACUCUCUCUUUCUCCCCUGUAGUGAGUUUUGCCUGGAAAUGUGAGCUACUGUAUGACUGACCUAACAAGCUGAUCCUGUUUCUGUUGUAAGUGUCAAUACUCGUGUAUUAGUUACAACACUGUAACAACAGUGUUAGGUUAGCUGUUCACUCACCAGGACACCUGCCCAGCUCUCUGGUUCGCUUCGCACCACAAUUUAAUUCCUCAUCAGUGUCAGAACUCGCAUUGGGAUCCAUAUUUACUGUUGUUAUGAAACAUGAAAACUGCCUUAUAAAACAAAUCCAGAUGUCUUCAUUCAUGUCAUCAUUUUCCCAAACAUUAAUUAACUAGGGGUGCCAAGAUGAAGAUGAAAAAUUCAAACUUGAACAAGUCAAGCCUGAUCAGACUUCUGUCCAAUCAGGUUACGUUCUGUCGGUUACAUGAUCCAAGAAAUUCAAGGUCAGAUAAGCGACUGGAAACCUUGGACACUUGAAUUUUCAAUAUCAAUUUUUGAACCAAAAAAAAAAAAGUUUUAAAUUCCAAAACUUGAAAUGACCUCAUAAAUUCAUGUCAAGUAAAAUCUUUAAUGCUAUACAUUCAGCGGUAUUUACAAUUCUGCAUUCAGUAGUGCUUAAAUUUCACAAUUAGGCAUUCAGUUGUUUAUAACAUUCGAAUAAUUACGUCCUUUUUAUUUUUGCUUCCAUAAAUGUGUUGGUCGUCUGUGUGUGUGUGUGUGUGGGUUCUUCAGUGUGUACUUUACCUCUGGCCACUCUGUGGGGUAUUUUUUAUGUUUCAUAGAAGCUACCAGGAUGUGGAACAGGAACAAAGGCCUGUUGUGCUGUAAGACGGCCCCCAGGUCAGUGUCUCGAGCGGGUCGUCACCUCGUGCCCUCCGUCAGCUGGAAGUAAAAGAGAGAUCAGUUUCUGUGACUAUGGUGUGGCCUUACUUUACUGUUCUUUCUUACAUACUUGAAAGAGGAAGAAUGAUUAUUAUUGCCCUGCUAGCAGUCGGGAAAAGGAAUCACAAUGUCCAACGCUUUGGUCCAGAGCAAAAUUGUCCAAACUAGCCAGAGUGCCAUUAAAUUAGGUGUGAGUAUUCGUGGUCGCCAGAGGAUUAAUUCUUAUGAUUUUGUCAAUCCCCUAAGCAUUUCAAUAGCUCCACCAUCAGGUCAAAUUUUGAUUUUGACCAACACUUGGUAAGAAACCUUAAACUCAAUCAACAGUUGAUAUUCAUAGUCCCCAGAGGAGAAAUCCAAAUGUUUAUGGUGACCCCUAACCUUCCUCUAGUGCCAUCAUCAGGCUAAAAUUUCAAUAUAAAAUAUAAAAAUCUAAUUGGAAGAUUGGAAGAAAAAUUACUAAGCUCAUUCAUACUCCCCAGAGAAUGAACCAUUUCCAGUUAGGACACUCCAUAAACUUAUCUUUUGCACCACCUGUAGGCUAAAAUCGGACGUAUGCAAAACAUGAUGGCCAAAUAUGGCCUGUAAUUGUGGGAUUUCCACGAAAUUUGCUUUAAACGUUCAUAUUCUGUUUGGGACAACUUUUAUAUUGCACCAACUGUAGGCAAAAUGUGAUCCUUGUAUUUAAAAUGUUAAAAUGUUAUUAUCAAGCUCCACAGAGGAUGAUUCUCCUCCUUACCUUUCGUCUAGUGCCACCAUGAGGCUAAUUUUCAGUAGUACACAAGAAAUUUAAAAACAUGAUGUGCAGAUUGGUAUGAAAUAUACUGAGCACAUUCAUGCAGCCCACAGGAUGAGCCCUUUCCAUUUUUUGGGCACUACAUGAACUUUCCUCUAGCACCAUAUUUAGGACAAUUUACAAAUUAGGACAAUAGGAAGCCAGUCUUCUGAUCAUGCUCCCCAUGACCUUUAUGUUAGAACAGUGGUUCCCAACCUUUUUCGGCUUGUGACGCCUUAAAAUGAAGCAAUGCCUAUUUGUGGACCCUUGUCACAGGUCGCAUAUGUCUGAGUUGUGACCAUUUAGCCAAACAGUAAUUUUCAAAGAUUAAAUUUUCCUUCUCAGAUUGAUUCAUCAGAAUUCUUUUUAGAGGCACGCAAAGGUAAAAUUAUUGAAUUUGUUUGGGAAGAUGUGUUUAAUUGAUAGGCACCAAAUCCAGCUGCUACACAGAUGUAGGUUAAAUACAUGUUAGAUAUAUAUUUAUAUCGGAAAGGAUAGAAAGAAUAUUCAAACCCCAUCUGGUCCAGCAACUAAAUGUCGCAAGUCUGGCAAAUCUGUUUUGUAAAGAAAUAUUGCAACAUAUGAUACGAGUAAAGUAAGCUGUAAUAGAGUCAACAAACAUUUGCGAUUAACCAAACAACUUGUUUUAUUGAUCAUACUAAUCAAUUUCGUUAUCUUACUGCAUAUUAAAUUAAUGAUUUUUCCAACUUUAACAAAUUAUUAUUAAGGAAUUUAUAUCUAAUGAAAAGGCAAGAAUUAGAUUUAGAAUAACUUCUUUUUGGCAGUAAAUAUCAUGAAAUUAAAUGUAUUGACAUUUAAAGAGUUUCUUCAAAUUAAACCAUUUAUAAAUUUUAUCUAAUUCGGAUUUGCAAAACAGUAAGUGUUUGUGAAAGAAACAAGCUAGUAUCAUCAGCAAAAAAUAACGAAUGAGGAUUCAGUUGACCAGUCAUUAAUGUAAUGAGGAAUAAAAGGGGUCCAGCAAUAGAUCCCUGUGGGACACCACAAGUGACUCGUGCCAAAUCAGAACUCAAUCCAUUUACAAAGUGCUUCUGAUUAGUAAUAUAAUUUGAAAGACAUUUGUCAGUCAGUCCAUUGAAGCUAUAAUAUGAUAUCUUAAUAAGCAUAACAUUAUGCUUGAUGAGUGGUUGGGAACCAUUACUCUAGUGCCACCCUCUGGACAAACAUUACAUUUUAAUCCUUUAAAUACUGUUAAAGCUAAAUUAUCAGUGUAUUCUUCUGCCCAAAACUUUAAUUCUGUUGGUUGUAUUGAGGGGUCGCUAGCAGGGCUUUACACUUUAUGAUUAUGUGGAGGGAAGGAAAAAUAAGUAGAUGAGUGGAGGAAAAAGUUGAAAAUAAGGUUGUAAAUUUGCUGAUAUAUUUGUAAACUUUAACAGCGCUACAGCAGUGUAACUGAAAUAUGUGUCUGGAGAUCUAAAUAAAAGUAACAUCUGUAA